Molecule: messenger RNA, 1313 nt
Organism: Hypomesus transpacificus
Lineage: Eukaryota; Metazoa; Chordata; Actinopteri; Osmeriformes; Osmeridae
Product: CD9 antigen-like
Exons: 9
Coding region: 499-1239 (246 amino acids)
Cellular component (GO): membrane
Source: RefSeq, a predicted model, not a curated record
GAUUACUAGCCCGAUUCCCUCACCGUUCAGCCACCUGACUCAGGUGACUCUCUCACCUGAGUAACUGUAUGAAGCCUGUUUGUGAACCUUCUAUUCCUCCAUUCCCUAAAAUGUCACCAGAUGUCAACUCAGAUUUUGUGUGUCCUAUGUGCUUUCAUGAAAAUCAUUUUGAAUAUCCUAAAUUUCGUUUCUGAAAAAUCGGGUCCCUGCACUUCAAACUCCGGUAUUUGCGCAGGUGUGACAGUCUGCUCCCACUGAAGUUGGUCCACAUCAUUCAACACUAUGAGCCAAUCAACUCCUCCGGUUGAUGUAAAGGGUUGGGCUUUUUAUAUAAAAUAAUUGUCCUGUCGGAGUGUGAAAUUCUGGAAAUUGUUAUCCCAGUCGUAAUUUGGAGUUCAACGUGUUGCAUUUCAACGCGGACCAUUGCCGGCUGAAACCUUGUGCCAAAAGUCCGUCUACCCGUCUGUUUUUCUGAGUAAAUAGGGUUAAAUUGACAUCAUGGCUCUGGAUCUGUGCGGACAGCUGUGCAAGGUUAUUCUCAUCAUCUUCAACAUCGUGUUCGCCCUGCUUGGUGCUGCCAUUCUGGGCCUGGGUCUGUGGCUGCGGUUUGGCGCCGACACACAAGGCCUCUUUGAUGUUGACUUCAACACACGGCAGUUUGUCAUCGGUGUGAUAGUGCUGAUCGUCCUGGGUGCAGUGAUACUGGUGGUGGCCGUGUUUGGAGUCGUUGGUGCCUGCAGCGCGAGCAGUGGCGCCCUGACAGUGUUUGCCGUCUUUCUGUCCAUGCUAUGUGUGUCAGUGAUUGCAGCAGGAGUGAUCGCCUUCACAAGGAGUGAAAAGGUGGGGGAGCAGAUGGCCAUGUUCUACAAGACGGUGUACGCAAAGUAUUUGAAUACGAAGGACCCUAGCAUGACGGUCACUCUGACCUUAAUGCAUAACUGGUUCCAGUGCUGUGGAUUAGUGGGAGCCCUGGACAUUCUGGUCAAAAAGACGUGCCCCGAACAAAGCUUCAUUGAAUUGUUCACUAUGCCUGCCUGUCCCCCAGCCAUCGUCGACCUGUUUAAGGACAAAGCUCCGUUGGUUCUGGGCCUGUUCCUGGGUACAGCUGCUCUGCUGGUCAUAGUGCUGGUAUGCAGUUCUAUCCUUGUGAAGGAGAUUAAAAGGUCAAAGCAGAUUAUAGUCCCCAAUAUUAUGAUGCAGAAUAGGGUCCCCAAUGUUAUAAUGAUUGGUACCCAUUAAUGAGCAUGGUAUAAUGUAAUUUUGACUUUUGUUGUCUUUUUUCUAUUUCUGGACUACUGUUCAUUGGACCCAGU